Messenger RNA from Suillus subalutaceus, 2778 nucleotides. RefSeq lists its product as uncharacterized. The transcript has 4 exons. Gene Ontology annotation, molecular function: protein binding. The record is from RefSeq and is a predicted model, not a curated record. Lineage: Eukaryota; Fungi; Basidiomycota; Agaricomycetes; Boletales; Suillaceae. Bases 1 to 2484 code for a protein of 827 amino acids.
AUGCAAAUUUUAGACAAGAUAAAGCUUGCUAAUAAUUUAUCAUUUUCGGGUCAUUUACCUGAUGAUCUACGAGGACCCUUGGGGCAUGUGCUGUCUCAGCUUAACAAGUCAGUUAACCACAUCAACAGUGAAGCAGCCUCAAAGACAGAGCAAAGGUUUUGGCAGAGGUUCUUCUCUGUCACAAUUGAUAGAGACCAGAUUGCUCAAUGGGAAAAGGACUUGGAUCGCAUCAUCGCACUCUUCAAUUUUGAAGCAAUUGUUCGCAUUGCAACAGGUGUGGAGAAGCUCGUUUCGGGACUCAAUACUACUAGUGUUCAUGUUCUAAAGUAUCACCCAACAGAGCCUCCAUCACGGCCUGCCAUGCUGUACGGCCACGACGGCCUUGUGGCAGAGUUGACGAACCUCGUCGUCAAUGAUGAGCAUUUGGCCUUGAUCGGUCUUGGGGGUAUGGGAAAGAGUUCUGUAGCUAAAGCCAUCAUCAACGAGCCGCUCGUCAUGGAGAAAUUUGCUGAUCGGCGCUUCUUUGCGACAUAUGAUGACCUGGAUCCUUCAACCAUCACAUUCAGAACCUUUAUGACUCGUUUUGCGAGAGCCCUUGGCAUAGAGAUCGCCGGCUCUGAUCCUGUGCGCCAAAUAUCUACCUUUCUCCGUUCUGCCAGUGCCCUCGUUGUCCUCGAUAAUGCCGAGACCUUUGAAGAGGCCAGUGCACUGUCGGUGCCCGGAUACAUAUUGCAAGCCAUUGCUGAAAUGGCUAACAUCCCUGGCGUCGUUCUGGUCCUCACGUCACGCAGUAGAAGGAAUGCACUAAACGUGCAAUGGAUUACCAAGGAUAUUCCACCACUGGACUUGAGCUCUGCUCAAGCAGCGUUCUUUCAAAUUUAUCACCACGCCAGUCGUAGCGAAGCCAAAGAAGACAUAAAAGGCCUGUUGGGGGAAUUAGAUUUUCACCCCCUUUCCAUCAACAUACUCGCAAACGCUGUGCAACAAAAUGGUUGGUCUCCAACCAAGCUGCUCAAGAGAUGGAAUGAUCGGCAUAGCAAGGUACUCGAUGGUGGCAAGGGGAAGCUGCAAAGCUUAUCUGACACCAUGCAGCUGUCACUCAGCUUACCGUCGGUCCAGCAUCUUGGCGAAGAUGGUCUUCGUGUUUUAGCCAUCAUUGCGUUCUUGCCCCAGGGUCUCAACGAGGACCUGGCUAGUGAUUUGUUACCAUCACUUCCGCAAGUUGACGCUAUAUGUGAUGUUUUAUGCAUGCAAUCCCUCGUUUAUCGUCAAGAUAAGUUCUUCAAGAUGCUUGCCCCCAUUCGGCAUUACGUGCAAGAUUCAUUGCAAGCACCUGACUCCACGUGUUUGCAAGAGAUACGUGCCUUCUACUAUCGCACUGUCUACUCCUGUUUGGAAGAACACAAUCAGUAUGCUGAUACCAUUAUCUCGGAUCACCUUAACAUUGAGCACGUAGUUGCUUUCAACCUUGCCAAUAUCCCGAAUGACGCAGAAGAGACCUAUAACACUUGCUGGCAAUUUUUGGAAUGUUUGGAGAGACACCUGCCUCGCCCGACUACCCUUAACCCUGCUAUUUCCAACAUCAUCGAGAACUCGUCCACAUGGGCGCUAAAAGCACUUUGCUUGUCAUAUCUCGCGCAGCUCUACCAAACGCUUUCUCAGAAUGCUGAAGCAAUACUGGCCUUUCAAACAGCUGAGGCGCUCUAUCUCACCGCCGGUGACCCCAAGGGCAUGGGGAAUUGUCUUAUAACGCGCGCAGACUUGCUGGGAUGUCAAGGUUGCUUUAUUCAGUCCCGAAAUCUCUUAGAUGAUCUUCAGCACUCUGACUCUUGGGAGUCUCUCAGGGAAACAACGAAAGCCCGAGCUUGGUAUUUCUUGGAUAUAGCCCGGAUGUACACAUUCACAGCACCUGCGGGCGAAUUAUUUGUGAAGUCCUCGGAAGACCGCAUCUGGGAUUUGUCUAUCAAGAUUUGGCACUGUCUGGCCAAAUUUUAUCAUGGAGGAGACGCUGUCCAGGUGCACGCCCAAUUAGAAGACCUAUCCGUACAACAUGCAGGUUCUGGAAAUGUCAGAGCCCUCGAAGACAUACAUCAGGGGCUUGCAGAAGUUGCAUCUUCCGAAGGCAGGUUAUAUGAAGCAAUGGAUAUCCUGCAAAAGAUCGUAGUGAUGGAUGGACAGUCAGCUGAAGGUGCCCUCUGGUCUACCAUGUGGAAGGCUCAUGCUGUUAGCAAGCAAGGGGAUUAUGACCUGGCGAGGGAGCUCAUCCGCACAGCCUCGGGACCCUUCCAAUUCUUUGCACUGCGCAGUGCACGUACAUUCAUCCACAAAUCUUAUGGCUCAGCAUGCAUCGAGCUCACCGCAGGCGAGUGGGACAGGGCCGAGUCUUAUUUCACUGCCACGAUCGAAGCCUGCGACAUGCAAAGUAAUCUGAUGCUCAAGGCACUCAGCAUACGAGGUUCUGGGGGAGAUUGCAUUUGUGCUUAAUGAUUUUGCUCUAGCCACACAGCGUUUUGAAGAGACACAAUUAUUUUGCGCUGAGAUGGGAGUGCCUCCCCAGUAUCUGUACAGUUGCGCGCCAUUUAAUAAUUUACAGGACAAAUUCAAAGGAUGGUCAUUAUUCUUGGAGGGUCUGUCACCACUUAUGAACGAUACGAGGUAGAUCACGCACGCUAGCCUGCAGUUGUAUUUCACGAACAGUUGCAUCAUCGUUGUAUUAUGUCCAUGGCAAGGAAGUAACGAGACAAAUAUAAGAUAUACUACGGCACGGUUUUGAAGAUU